AUAGAAAACAAUAAUAAGUUUAUGUUCAUUUCUUAUUUAAAAAAUUAAUUAUUCAUUUUAUUGGUAAACAUGGCAUCUAGAUUUAGCGGGGCAUUACAAUUGACAAAUUUAGAUGAUUUUAUUAUACCGUCGCAGGAAUGCAUUAAGCCCGUAGAAAUUCAGAAAAUUAAAAAUAAAGUAGGAUCCAAGAUUAAAGUUGAAGAUGAUGGAUCUUAUGUAGAAAUGACCCAAGAUGGUCCUUUAACUAAAUUACAAAAAGUAGAAAUUACGUUAUCCGAUUGUCUGGCUUGUAGUGGCUGUAUUACUUCUGCGGAAAGCGUUCUUGUAACGCAACAAAGUCAAGAGGAACUAUUGAAAGUAUUUCAAGAGAAAAUAGAAAAUUUACAGCAUAGUAAAGAUAAUGUAAAAUUUAUUGUAGUUAGUUUAUCGAUACAACCUAUACUCUCUUUAGCAGAAAGGUAUAAAUUAACAGCAAAAGAUGCGGCGUUAAAAUUAAGUGGUUUCUUCAAAAGCAUGGGUGCUGAUAUGGUUUUGGAUAUGAGCGUAGCCGAUGAUUUUUCAUUGCUCGAGUCUGCAAAAGAAUUUGUUGAAAGAUAUAAAUGUUCCAAAGAGGGCUUAAAUAAUAAACUGCCUAUGCUUGCGUGCUCUUGCCCAGGAUGGGUUUGUUAUGCUGAAAAAACGCAUGGAAAUUUUAUACUCCCUUAUUUAAGUAAAACAAAAUCACCGCAACAAAUUAUGGGAUCUCUAGUUAAAUAUCAUCUUGCUAGUAGUAAAGGUUUAUCUCCGGAGCAAGUCUAUCACAUAACACUUAUGCCCUGUUACGAUAAGAAACUUGAAGCUUCAAGGGAAGAUUUUUAUAAUAGCCUUAAGAAAACUAGAGACGUUGAUUGUGUCAUUACUGCAAUUGAAUUGGAACAGAUGUUAACGCAACAAGAGAAAAAUCUCGAAGAUUUUGAUAAAGGAGAGAUCGAAAAACCUUUUCAAGUGCCUGAGCAGCUGACCGAUGUUUUGUUAGGUCAUCAAGGCUCUGGUUCAGGUGGAUAUGCAGACUUCAUAUUUCAUUACGCAGCAAAGCAUUUGUUUGAAGAAAGUGAUGCUAAAUUAGAAUAUAAGAGCUUAAAAAAUCCAGAUUUUCAAGAAGCAGUUUUAGAAAGAAAUGGUAAAGUCAUUCUCAGAUUUGCCAUUGCUAAUGGCUUCAGAAAUAUACAAAAUCUUGUUCAAAAAUUAAAACGUGGAAAAAGUCCUUAUGAUUAUGUCGAAGUAAUGGCAUGUCCAAUGGGUUGUUUGAAUGGUGGAGCUCAAAUAAGAUCACAAGAUGGUAUGCAACCUCGGGAAUUAGCUUCAAAACUUGAAAUUGAAUAUCACAAACUUCCAAAAAGUGAUCCUAAACAGAAUAUGUUACUUAAGCAUUUGUAUGAUGUUUGGCUUGAAGGAGAAAAUUCUGAAAAAGCUUCAGCCUUCCUUCAAACUGAGUACCAUGAAAUAGAAAAGAUGAAUACUGCAAUUUCUAUAAAGUGGUAAUCACUGUCACAGUGAUUAUUAUUAAUUUAAGAUACUUUCAGUCUGUAAAUAUGUAUUUAAAAAAAGGAAAUUGGU
This is a messenger RNA of Ceratosolen solmsi marchali, 1596 nucleotides long. Its product is annotated as probable cytosolic Fe-S cluster assembly factor CPIJ010948. The transcript is spliced from 7 exons. Lineage: Eukaryota; Metazoa; Arthropoda; Insecta; Hymenoptera; Agaonidae. The coding region runs from base 70 to 1521 and encodes 483 amino acids. The record is from RefSeq and is a predicted model, not a curated record.